Messenger RNA from Balaenoptera acutorostrata (minke whale), 1597 nucleotides. Its product is annotated as ubiquitin-conjugating enzyme E2 D3-like. The coding region runs from base 306 to 749 and encodes 147 amino acids. NCBI's taxonomy places the organism in Eukaryota, Metazoa, Chordata, Mammalia, Artiodactyla, Balaenopteridae. Gene Ontology annotation, biological process: protein polyubiquitination; ubiquitin-dependent protein catabolic process. Gene Ontology annotation, molecular function: ubiquitin conjugating enzyme activity. The record is from RefSeq and is a predicted model, not a curated record. The transcript has a single exon. Gene Ontology annotation, cellular component: nucleus.
UGAACCACAAAAUCAGUAUCAUUUGGCAGGCGUAUUCUUAACAAGAACCAUUUAAAUUGAGUACUAGAUGUUGUGGCUGUGUCGUGCGCGUGAACCCCGUAGGGCUGGGGAGGCACCAGCUGCCGCGCGGGGAGGAGGCCGAGGCCACAGCUUGAGGGAGGCCCUGGCCCCUCUGCACCUGUGUAUGGCAGAGCUGGUGUGAGACCAAGAGACAGUCCUUCCCAGCCGCCGGGAUAAUCAAGAGUUUUGGCCGGAACUUUGAGCACACACCGAAAUAGUGAGGAGCCAGUUGAAAAGCACAGACUAUGGUGCUGAAACGGAUUAAUAAGGAACUUAGUGAUUUGGCCCGUGACCCUCCAGCACAAUGUUCUGCAGGUCCAGUUGGGGAUGAUAUGUUUCAUUGGCAAGCCACAAUUAUGGGACCUAAUGACAGCCCAUAUCAAGGCGGUGUAUUCCUUUUGACAAUUCAUUUUCCUACAGACUACCCCUUCAAACCACCUAAGGUUGCAUUUACAACAAGAAUUUAUCAUCCAAAUAUUAACAGUAAUGGCAGCAUUUGUCUCGAUAUUCUAAGAUCACAGUGGUCUCCUGCUUUAACUAUUUCUAAAGUUCUUUUAUCCAUUUGUUCACUGCUAUGUGAUCCAAACACACAUGACCCUCUAGUGCCAGAGAUUGCAUGGAUCUAUAAAACAGACAGAGAUAAGUACAACAGACUAUCUCGGAAACGGACUCAGAAGUAUGCCAUGUGAUGCUACCUUAAAGUCAGAAUAACCUGCAUUAUAGCUGGAAUAAACUUUAAAUUACUGUUCCUUUUUUGAUUUUCUUAUCCGGCUGCUUCCCUAUCAGACCUCAUCUUUUUUUAAUUUUAUUUUUUGUUUACCUCCCUCCAUUCAUUCACAUGCUCAUCUGGGAAGACUUAAGUCCUUCCAGCUUUGGACAAUAACUGCUUUUAGAAACUGUAAAGUAGUUACAAGAGAACAGUUGCCCAAGAUUCAGAAUUUUUUAAAAAAUGGAGCAGGUGUAUUAUGUGGCCAGUGUCUUCACUCUAACUUGGUUAUGAGACUAAAACCAUUCCUCACUGCUCUAACAUGCUGAAGAAUCAUCUGAGGGGGAGGGAGAUGGAUGCUGAGUUAUCACAUCAAAGGAAGCAGCAUUAUUCUAGCAGCAUCCAUUCAUGUGUAAGCCUUCCACUGUUAGAGAUUUGAGGUUACAUGAUAUACUUUAUGCUCGUAACUGACGUGGCUGGAAAAUUGGUAUUGAAUUUAUAGCAUCAGCAGGACAGAAAAUGUGAUGUAUUUUAUGCAUGUCAAUAAAGGAAUGACUUGUUCUUGUUCCACAGAGAAUGGAAAUUGGAAGUCAGACACCCUUUGUAUUACAAAAUAGGGUCUCAAACAUUUUGUAAUUUUCAUUUAAAUUGUUAGGAGGCUUGGAGCUAUUAGUUAAUCUAUCUUCCAGUACACUGUUUAAUAUAGCACUGAAUAAAUGAUGCAAGUUGUCAAUGGAUGAGUGAUCAACUAAUAGCUCUGCUAGUAAUUGAUUUAUUUUUCUUCAAUAAAGUUGCAUAAACCAAUGAGUUAGCUGCCUGGAUUAAUCAGUA